This is a messenger RNA of Labrus mixtus (cuckoo wrasse), 2790 nucleotides long. RefSeq names its product neutrophil cytosolic factor 2 (gene ncf2). The transcript is spliced from 15 exons. Gene Ontology annotation, molecular function: protein binding; superoxide-generating NADPH oxidase activator activity. The record is from RefSeq and is a predicted model, not a curated record. The coding region runs from base 42 to 1532 and encodes 496 amino acids. Gene Ontology annotation, biological process: superoxide anion generation. Lineage: Eukaryota; Metazoa; Chordata; Actinopteri; Labriformes; Labridae.
UUAAUCCGAUCAUUAUCUCAGUGGACUCCUCUUCUGUCACCAUGUCGUUCCUGGACACUCUGCGUCAGUGGGACGAGGCUGUGACCUGUGUGGACAGGGGGGAUCUCUCAGAAGCACUCAGGAUCUUCCUCUCUAUCCAAGAUCCAAACUCCAAAAUCUGUUUUGACAUCGGCUGUCUGCAUCUUCUUAAACAAGAGCUGGAGGCUGCAGAAAAGGCCUUCGAUUGCAGCAUUCGCAAAGACGAACAUCUGGCUGUGGCCUUCUUCCAAAGAGGAAUCACCUUUUACAGAAAAGAGAGGUUUGAGGAGAGUUUAGGGGAUUUCAAGCGCGCCUUCAAAGCCCUGAGAGGAAACCAGCUGAUCGAUUAUAAAGCUCUCGGUCUCCAGUAUAAGUUAUACGCAUGUGAGGUUCUUCACAACAUGGCACUCUCUGAGGCUCAGCUGGGAAACUGGGAGAAAUCUCAGGAGAACCUUGUGAAAGCUCUCGACUUCAAGACCGAGAACAAGCUCAACGCCAUCGACAGAGCACUGCAAUCCACGCUGAAACAGAAACUCUUCAAACUGGUGGAGUUCCCGUCUAAAGUUCUCUUCAAGCCGAACAAAAAUUACGUGGCCGAGCUGGAGAAGAAGGACUACCUGGGCAAAGCAAAGGUUGUUGCCUCUGUGGUUCCUCAGGACAUCUUCUCUGGGUUUGCACCGCUACAACCUCAGGUGGAAGAUAAUCCAGUACGUCCGAAGGAACCUGAAGUCCUGAGGGCUUUAGAGGGAGAACCUCACACCGUCCUGUUUGAGUUUGUUCCUGAAACCAGCGACGAGCUCGCCGUCGUGCCGGGGAACAUCGUGUUUGUGCUGCAGAAAGGUGCCGACAACUGGGCGUCUGUGGUCUUCAAUGAAAGAAGGGGACUCGUGCCGUACAACUACCUGGAGCGUUUGGAGAUCUCUUUAGCUUCUAAGCAGAACGAGGGCCUUUCUGCUCCUCCAACUCGAGAACCCCCUACCAGACCUGAGAGGAAAUCAGGUGUUACUCUGAGUGAUAACAACAACAGUGAAGAGACACAAACAAAGGACGCCCGGCCUGCAGACGACUCAUUGAUCGUCAAAGUCCACUUCACGUUCACCUUCGCCGUCUCGGUUCCUGCUGGGUCUACUUACGCAGUCCUGAUCGAGAAGAUCAGUAGGAAAGUUAACCUCCCGUCUGACAGAAUCACGCUGAGUUUAACCGCCGAGGCCAAAGACUUGAGUGUGAUCGACGCAGACACAGACAUGGCGAGUGUGUGGAGCCGUGCAAGAGGAGGACGCAUCACCGUGUGGUGUCACGCCAAAGAGGAGACUGAUGGAGCGCCUCAGAAAGAGAUUCACUUUGUGGCUCUUCACUCGUACGAGUCUUUGAAUCCAGAAGAUCUCAGCUUUCAUCAAGGAGACACAAUCACACUUCUCUCUCGAGUGAACCAGGAUUGGUUGGAGGGUCAGUGUAAUGGGAACACUGGAAUCUUUCCUGCAGCCUUUGUGGAAGAAGUUCCUCCCAGUGUUUAGUAGUUUUAAUCAAUUCAUCAAAGCAGAAAAGAUCCAAAGCUGAAGAGGAACCCCCAACCAAAAACCUCUAAAGGUCACAUAUCCUCUUCAACCAGUGUAAAUAAGUGUCAGAGCUCUUCAAAACAUGUGUGUGAAGUUUCUUGUUCUAAAUCCACUCUGAUCCUGUAUUUGAUCAUGCCUAUAAACCCCUCUAUUUCAGCCCUGCUCAGAACAGGCUGUUUCUGUGUCUGUACCUUUAAAUAUGUAAAUUAGCUGUGUCUGACCACGCCCCCUGGGUGUACUCAGUCUUUCUCAUUCCAUGUUCUAUUGUUUACGGUGAGAAGGCAGACUCAGAGGGCAGAACAAACACCUAGCUGUGGGAGCAUCACCCACCUGGGGGAGGGGCUACUGCCCUUUGUGAUGUCACAAAAAGAACAUUUCCAAACGGCCUGUUUGAGCACAUAUUUUCUGAAAAGUGGAGCAGGCAGAAGACGGAGCGGAUGGACUUUACUCUUCAUUGGGGGGUUUGUAGACGGACUAGAGACACGUUAGAGUUAGAGAAACAUGAUGAAGUGGAUUCAGCGUAAUAUGCAACCUUUAAAUUAUUAACUUCAGAAAAUCCUGCAGACCUUUUUAAUAAUCAGUAAAUAUUUCCCAUCCAUUUCCAAUAAAUAUUUAAAACAUUUGAAGGCUCCAGCUCCAGUUCGUUGCAUUUCUUUGGCGCUUAGAGAAGAAGUCUUUUUGUCUGAAGAAGAAGCGGUCUACAGGGGGCGUACUUCUGAUAUUUCAUAAACAGAUUAAGUAAAUGAUCUGCAGAUCAGUCGAUCCUCAGCCCCACUCACAUGAAACCUUUCAGUGUCAGACUAAACACCUUUUUAUGAAGGUCACUUUGUCUUCAGACACGUUUUAAUACUCGGAUGAAAUCACAGGUGACCUUUAGCACCUUUCAGAAACGCUCGACUGAAACACGAUUAUAAUUAAGACAUUUAAUAAUUUCAUGUGUGAUAAAGCGGACAGGCUCUGAUAAAUAAUCCGUCUGGUUUGAGUGUUUUUAAUCACGACAAAGACGUUCCCUCCUCUUCGUAGGCGAUAGCGAUGCCUCUCCGCCCCUUCACCGCCUUCACCACCGGCGUCUCGUCCAACUUCUGCUCCAAACCGCGCCAGCUCCGCUCUGCCAGGAAGGACGCUGAGAGGAGGAGGCAUACAAGAUAUUUAUAAAUAUUAUUGAACAGUGACUGUAUGUGUGUGAUGUUCUUCAAUAAAAACGUAUUCAUGUGCA